Molecule: messenger RNA, 6492 nt
Organism: Paramuricea clavata
Lineage: Eukaryota; Metazoa; Cnidaria; Anthozoa; Malacalcyonacea; Plexauridae
Source: the annotation of a GenBank genome assembly
AUGAUUCUUAUUGCAACAAAGAUCAUUGUUGGCGUUCAUAUCUUGAUAUAUUUUGGUACAAGUCUGGUCGUUUGUAAUAAUGAUAUUCCGUUUUGUCGCAAGCGGCUGAAAAAACUCAGAGAAGACGAGAAAGACUGGAGUAAAAGAUGCUUGAAUGUUGAAGGUGAAAAUCUUGCUACACCGCUUUGUGAAGCAGAGAAAGAAUACAAUCACGAGAGGACGUGUUUGUACACAAAGAUAUGCUUUUAUAAAGGUAAUAUUAAACUGUAGUUUAAGCUACUUUACGAAUGAAGUACACUGGGCCUGAAUGUUUUUGUCACUGAUGCAUCAAAAUAAAGAAUAAUGCAUAAUUCCAGGAAAGAACCUAUAUUUUCGGUUGUGGAAGACAUUUCUUUAAUUAAGGUGGCUCCAUGGAAAUAGUUUGAAUCUUAGCAGAAAAUAAUCUGGAAAUCCAAUUUUCAUAAGUCUAAUUGCAAUUUCCAUACUGUGGAUAUAUUAUGGAAAUAGUACAUGGAUAUAUUUUGGAUUUAGUAAUGCAAUCGCAAAUUUCAUAGUAUAGAUUUCACUAUUUUUUCCAGUGGUGGCGAUUUGCUGACGCCACUCACGUCAUUGUAUGUGUUUCAGCAUAACGCCAUUGUAUGUGUUUCAGCAUAACGCAUUGCAUGUCAAUUGCUAACGUCAUUAAAAAUGCCAAAAACAGUGCGCUAUAUAAUCUCAUUGUUUCGUACGGUCACCUAUGUUGAAACAUUUUUAUCGAAGAAAACGUUAUUUUUGCGAGUUUAGCAUUACAGAAUUUUUUAAUAUCUUACCCAUACUGUUAUAGUCUAUGCAUGGUAUAUAAAUAAAAUAGUGUACGGAAAAAAGAUUGGGGUCAUCGUGUUUCAUGUCCAACUAUAUUCGAAGCAAUUAGCCCUUAGAGUGAAAUUGGUAAGCAUGGUUGCCAUAGUAACGAACUAUGUGUUACCAAAACUGACAUAAAUUGAACGAAGAAACAUCCUGAUAUUUAGUGAUAUCUGCCUAAAAAUACGAUCUUCUCCUUGAUACGAUCUUCUCGAAAUACGAUCUUCUCGAAAUUCUCCUUGUAUUUUUGAGGUAGUUGUAUCCCUAUCAACGAAAGCUUUGAAACUAUUAUACAUCUGAAAAAACUCAGGUGUAUGAUAGCGCAAAAAAGCGCAUCAUGCAAACUGACUAUAAAAUAAUUCCAGUAAAGUCCAAAUUCAAGAGAAUAUUUUGCUUUCAUAUUAAAUUCCUUUUAAAGCAUAUGGAAAUCAAUAUAAGGUCUGCUCAUACAAUCAUCUUCUUUCUUUUAAAAAUUGAUUGUAGUUUUUAUAAAUUCAGAAAUUGCAACAGGUGCUUCUAUAUAAUUUUUCAUGAGAAAAUAAAAAUGUCAGGGGAUGAAUUUCAUUUCUUUAAAAUUGUUCCCCAAAGAUUUCUGAAAUUGAUUCCUUGCGUUUCCAAAUUUCAUUUCAACACCUUAAAAGGUUUCCAAAUGUACUGAUCUGUAACAUGACAUACAUUCACUCUUAAACAAAAUAACCUUUUAUACAAAAAAGCAAAAUAAAAUGAAAACAAAAAAGCAAAAUAAAAUGUGAACAACAGUUCAAUGCAACUCUAUACAAAUAGUCUGUACUGAUGUGUCGCUCUUUCUGCAGGACCCUCUGCUGAACCUUACUUGCUGAUCAAAUCAAAGUCUGAAAUCCACGCCAUUGAUUUGACAACCCUGAACACAACUGUCGUCAUCGGUGGCCUUGCACGUGGGAGGAUGGAAAUUGACACCGUGGAGAACAACUUAUAUAUCGCAGACAAUAACAGCAUAUCAAGAAUAAACUUGGUUGACAUGUGCGUACAAGUCAUUUUACAAAAUGUAAGUGCUGAUGACAUGGCAGUUGACUGGACUCAACGUCGUCUGUACUGGGCUGAAUAUUCAAAAAAGAAGAUUUUCUUAGCGAAUUUGGAUGGAAAAAAUAAAACUGUGCUAAUAAACACAACGAGUUACCCGUCCGGUAUAGCGAUGGAUGCAACAUGGAGGUAAGUUUAUUGAUUUGAAGAAUUUCUUUAUGAUGUGCUAUAUAUUUGAUGACGAAUUAUUGCGAAUCGUGGCCAAGGACCGUGUAAAUGAGCAGGAGGGGGGCAAUGUGGGUCGGAGACCCCACUUUUUUGAAAUGAGAAAAAUUUGGCCUUUUUUGAAAAGUUUAGAUGAAUAUGUUAGACAAAGAUUGCUAGUUAUUUGGAAGCGUAAGAUCGGUCAUAAAAGUUAAGGUGCAAAAAUGCGACCCCAGACAAUUCGAAAUUUUUAAUUUAUGUUGACUUUAACAUGCUCCCCUCGUUUAUUUUUUUUGUUUUUCAUUACUUUUUGUCUGAAAUACGGGUUCAUUGAGGAGAAAUUUUAGGACGAAAUCCGAGGCUCAGAAUGCAGAAAAUGGCAUUUCCGAGGCUUAAAAUCCAAACUUUUCCCGGGGGAGCGUAUCCCCGAGCCCCGUAGUUGUGCGAGGUCCAGUAGCCACGGUAAAAUUUCAAAAUAGAUCCGCCCUGGAGAGCCCCUUUUAGUUAGAGCCCCCCGCCCCCCUCCGCCCCUCUUCACCUUUCAGAUGCUUCCGGGACCUCAACCUCGUUCCCAGGCUCUUUCUUCUUGAGAAAGAAAUAAUCAUGGCAUUGCGGCUGAGUCAGACCAUAGACAACCGAAAAGACAGGGAUGGCAGAUCAGCUUAACGCUUUAAUUAGCCUGUGUUUCCAGUCCCUGUCUUCUGGAUUGUGUGACACAGAGAUUAUGCUAAGCCGAUCAAAUCUUUUAAUCUUUUAAACAAUGAAUACACACUCUUCGUAUAGAGUUCUGUAAUAGGUUCUUUGUAGUUUUUCGUGGCGAUACUACAAUACAAGUUUUGGUAUUUCUCCUCAUCUACAGUAUUGUGCUUUCAUACUAUGCUUUCUAAUCUUUUUAUAUUGGAAAGAAGUACUUCAGUGCAUUUUCCCUUUCAAAGGCUGUAGCGAGGCAGACAAUUUGUUUUUACUGAUGGAGACAAUUACAAAAUAGAACGUAUAGUUAUGGACCAGUAUAUGAGUUUGUAAAUUGGCGAUAAUGCACAACGGUCGACAUGGUAACGCUGCACGAAGAAUCCCAAUUCGGGACGAACCGGCCGAAAAUGACCACACCCAAAAACGACGCUUUCGCCAUAGUGCUAUCUACCAAACCAUUAAACCUUUGGCUAUUCUGAGGUGCUUAUAUGGUUCAGAGAUGGUGCUGUUAGGGGUGGUCAUUGGUAAGUGCGGAAUGUCUAACACUGAUGUUUCACAAGAAAAUAACUAUGCAGUACUCAGUACUCUUAAUUCAACGUCAAUUUGUGGCUUACAACUUCAGAUAAACAGCAGUGGAGCUGCAUUACCUUUUUUCCUAAAUUGUUUUGAAACAUAAUUGGUACUUACCUAUAAGUAUAUUAUCACUGUUUUGGUGUAAAUAUUCUUGUGCGUUUGGCGUUCAUGCAAUGGUCGCGAGAAAGUGUCGAGGCCUUUUUGCAGAUUGCACGUGAUGUAGGCCCAACAGUUUACUCGCAAAUGAAGAGAGAAGAUAGGAGACAAAUUCACUAUGAUCCUUUUACUUUCCGUUCCCUUUACCGAGUGAAUUAACCAAGCAUUUUGAAAGUGGGUCUGUUAGUGAGAGUUGUAUAGACUAUUAUUCCUGGUUAGAACAUGCGCCCAAUCUAAUAACCUUAUUAUAACCCAAAGCUAAAGAGAGUUAACUUUCCUUUCUGUAAAUAUAAUUGCAUUAUAUACAGGGACACUUCAAGUUACUUCAGGCUCAGUUAAUUAUGCGCCAUGUACUUUAGAUCUGUAAAAACAAAUUAUUAUGAGACUAACCUCCGGUUGACGAAUUGACGUUAAUUAGUUAUGUGUGAUAUAUAGAAAUUAUCCUAUUGUUGUUCCUUUUUUUGUUUACGCACUCUUGUUUUUUCUUCUGUUCAGCAUACAUUCAGUAGAGCUCAUGCAGGCAUUCAAAUUAUAAUAAUAGCACAAUUUCUAUAUAUAGUGUCACUUCUUUUUCACGAUUAGAAUAUAUCAGUUUACUCACUAAACGAAAAUUCAGAAUGUGCUGUCUCGACCAACCAGCAAGCCCGUUUUUAAGAGUUUCGACACAUAAGUACGCUUGUUUUGGAACGUCAUGUGAUGAUCGUAUACGUACGUCUGGCUGACGAAAAUUCAUAAUUUGCCUUCUUGACCAAUAAGCAAGCGAGCUUAUGCGCAACGUCGUACCCAGGGCCUUUGCGCGGUCCAGAGGCUCUGGUAGUCUCUGAACCGCGCAAAGGCCCUGGGUACGAGGUUGGCGAGCUUAUGAAAGUUUAAAGGCCCGGUCACACUACACAAUGAUAACGAUAAGAUAAAUUGUAAACACGCGAUAAUUGGCAAAAAGAAUUGUGUUAGUGUCCACAACUACGGUUGAGAAUGGAUUGAGUGCUUUCAGCCAACUGUAGUUUUGACAAUUGUUUCGUUCAGUAACGAGGCUUUACGUUCGUUUACGUGCUUCGGUGCAUGUUAACUAAUAACGCUACCAUAGCUCAACUAAAAAAAACGAAUAUGACAAUUAAAUUUGUCUCUAGCCUGCGUAGCAGGCGUUCAGUGCGGGCGGGAGAAGAGAGGGCGUCUCUCCCGCCCGCACUAAACGCCUGCUACGCAGGCUAACUUGUCUCACCCAAUACAAACUAACGUUGAGUUGAACGAAUGUGAAUGGUGCAGUCGUUCAAUAAUGAGGCUAUUCGUUCGUUUUCGUGCUUCGGUGCAGGUUAACUAUUACAAAUUAAUACCAUGAUAUGCCGGGAAAUUAGUGACUAAAUGUCCCUCACCCUCGGGAAGUUCCACAAGCCUCCCUCGGCGUUCGGGGACAUUUAGUCACUAAUUUCCCUCAUAUCAUUGUAUUACUUCUUAUUUGUACCAAUUAUGUUUCUAUCAAAAAUGUUUACGAAAAAAGGUAAUGUAGGUUCACUGCUGUUUAUCUGAAGUUGUAAGCCACAAAUUGACGUUUGAUUAUGGGUAUAUACUAUAUUGCAUGGUCAUUUUCUUGUAGAAUAUCAGUACUAGGCAUUUCACACUUACCAAUGACCACCCCUAAAAGUACCAUCUCUGAAUCAUAUAAGCACCUCAGAAUCGCCAAAGCUUUCAUGGUUUGGUAGAUAGCACUAUGGCGAAAGCGUGGUUUUUGGGUGUGGUCAGUUUCGGACGGUUCGUCCCGGAUUGGGAUUUGGGCAGCGUUAAUCAAACUUCGCGCAGUGUAAUGUAUUGAAAGUUUAACAGUUCAGUUUUGAAAGAUCAUUCAGUAGCAAGGCCUUCGAAAAUGAACGCGCAGAAAAGCGGUCUUGCGCAUGAGUUUUGCACGCUCUGAGUCAGAUUCCAGCCAUCUGAUUGGCUAUCUCGAUUUUCUGCGCGAUCUGUGGGGAGUUCAGCGAUCAGGGGCUCGAAUACAGGCUAUCCGAUUGGCUAAUUUUUUGAUCGUUCAUACCGUUCAGACUUCAUUAGUGCACGGAAAGGUCUAUGACGUUUCUGGCCCUUUCUGAUCGCUACUUUGUGCUUGACCGCAAAUUAUUAAAGUUCAAUGGGAAGAUUUACUAUCAGAAAUUUUGAACUAAUACUAGCCAUGCCUGUUAGUAUUUACAAACCGUAAAGGCUGCUUUUGAGAAUGACGAUCGACAAAAUGUCAAAGAUAUUGAAGCUGAUUUAAACAAGCGAGUAUUAAACAGUGUACCGAAGCUUUCUAUUAAAGAUUUAUUGAGCGUUGUGAAUAACAUAAGCAGCCUUCCUCGCACGAAAUUUUGGUGCGGAAUCUUACAUCCUGAAGUACGUUCGAGAGAAGACAAAACUUUUUUUGUACGGCCUUAAGAUAGAUAGAUAUAUAUAUAUAUAUAUAUAUAUAUAUAUAUAUAUAUAUUCUAUUUUAACUAGAUAUAGCAUUAUAACUGUUGUAUACUGUGGUGGUCUGGUGGAUUGUGCGUCUGUACCUAAACAAAAAGCUUACAACAAACCUAAGGAGAAGGAGUUGUACCCGUCUUUUAAUAUUAUCGUCCUUUGUUGUUCCAUAGGUAUUUGUUUUGGACCGAGCCUAUUGCAAAGUUAGUAAGGGAAAUAAGUUUGGCUCCCAACUACAGUGACAUAGUAAUGUUGUUAAACCGGACGUUCUCUGAACCUUACGCUAUUACUGUUGACUGCACCAAGAACCGAGUUUACUGGAUGGAGAACGAGAUUCAAUCCGGCGUUGACCAUAUUGUUUCAAGUGAUUCCGAUGGCUCGGACCAGAAAACUAUUAAGAGUGGAUCAUUCAAUGAUCAUUUACUGGUGGUGUUUGGAGAUUCACUGUACUUCAUGAACAAUGAUCUAUUCUAUGUAAAUGAAAUGAAUAUAUCAAACGGAAAUAUAUCUCGCAAUAUUCUGGUGGACAACAAUUCAUAUUAUGAUGACCUGGUCGUUGUACAUCGCUCUAUACAGCCCCAAGAGCAAAUGGGUGAGUUAUAA